CAAUAACAAUCAAGUGUUAAGUGCCACUUUCGGUGUAAACAAAACCCAGAUUAUUUUACUCUCGAAAGUGCGGUUUUUGUUUUUUCCGUUCAAUGCUUGCUAUUAAAUGCUGCCUCACGUAGCAUUCGUCAAUUUGAAUUGUGCAUCUAAUCAUGGAGUUCUAUCGGGAGGGGUUCCUAAAUAAAGCUGGCAAAGGCCUUCUCCAGACUCACUUGCAUAGUUGGCGACCUCGCUUUUUUAUAUUUGAUGGAGUAACAUUAAAGUAUUACAAAUGUCGAGAGAUUUCGACAGAAAACCUGUUGGGCUGCAUACAUCUGAACAUGAUGGAAUCCAUAGGGUUGCUAAAACAUGAGAGCAAGGCAUUCCAAAUAACAACCACAACACCAAAGAGAACAUAUUAUAUGUCCGGGAAAACAGAACAUGAAGUUCAAGGAUGGAUAAAUUGUAUUCAAAUGGCGAAAAACCAAGUAAAAACAAGCGGCUCUAGUGUUCCAAGUAUUUAUCAUGACCUUGUAACCAGCAACGACGUUCCUCCUAAAACGCCAACUAUUUCGACUUCAAGUGCAAAUGGGCAGACUCCAGUUCCGAGCGAUUAUCAAUCAGUUAAUUGGCCGACAGGUGUUAGUCAUGUCUCUCGAAGUAGCCAAGUGGAAAGUGAAUAUGCGGAACCAAACAUCUCCAAUGUUGUGCAAUAUAAAACUGUGAAAAACACGAAUUAUGACUCAACGAGGGACUCAGAUUUAUAUGACACAGUGUCUCCUAAGGAACAAGCAAAUUUGGCGACUACGAAACCGCCACCGUUACCUGCUCGAUCUCCUCUGAUGUCAGGAUCAAAUCCACUUGAAGGUACAAUAGAAGACAAGUCAAAUUCAGUGGAAAGGAAAGAAGAAAAGUCGGUGAACGAAUACGACGUGGUUAGAACCUCUGAUGCAUUGAACUUAAAAAAACAUUCGAGCGCUGAAGGGACUGAUAAAGAACAUGGUGGGGAUGCCAAUAAUAAAAAUUCUGUUUCAACCCUCACAAAGUUGGCACCACAUUCAACUGAAGGUGAUAGCAGCACCAACGAUGGUGAAGUGAGCGACAACGUAUUUGACGAGUAUCAUGAUGAAACUUUGUACGACGAGAUCCGUGUGGAUGAUGGAAAAGAGGAUAAAACGUCUUUGAAUGUUGAAAAGUUGCCCUCAUUACUAGAGCCCGAUUUAUCUGAAUUGUAUACUAAACCUACAAAGAUAACCGGCAUUAGGAGAGAGCGCUCAAAGAAAAAAUUAAUUCCAGGUUUAAUGGAUGUUGGCGAAGUUGAUGUUGAAGUAGAAGAGGAAUUUUCCGAGGGGAAAGAUACUUUAAAACGUGGUAUGACUACACCUAGCAACGGUAAGAGAUUUGCUAUCGAAGAAAUGCGAGAGUUCUUAGCUGAGUCUGGUGAAAAGACAAACAACAACGACGAAGCGCUACCUGAUCUUGAUUUGCUUCGCUGCGACAGUGCAUUUGACGCUCUGAAAAAAUUGUUAAAAAAGUACGAAACUCAAUGAAGCAGGUUGUGCACGUGAUUUUUGUUGACGAAUUUUAGAAAUCAUACGUAUGUAGAUGGCCUUUUAGAUGUAACUGUUCUAAUACGUGUUUAAAGCACAAUUUUAUAGAAAAUAGUUUAUCAUCAGGAUCGUCGACGAAUCGCAUAUCGCUCUUAUCUUUUAAUUAUUUGUAUCUAUACUUGUUAUUUAAAUUUUUUUAAAAAUUGUACCUUAGAUCAGACCUA
Messenger RNA from Xenia sp. Carnegie-2017, 1753 nucleotides. RefSeq names its product protein daughter of sevenless-like. The record is from RefSeq and is a predicted model, not a curated record. The transcript is spliced from 7 exons. Bases 153 to 1529 code for a protein of 458 amino acids. Lineage: Eukaryota; Metazoa; Cnidaria; Anthozoa; Malacalcyonacea; Xeniidae.